AUGUUAUUAUCCUCCCUUCGGCGUGCAGUCCGCACGCCCACCCCGUUUCCCAGCCUCAUUCUUCCCUCCGCUUCUUCGGCAAACGGUCUUCUGCUGAGCGCGACAUCGCAAAGACGGGCACAUCAACGGCGUUACUCGUCUUCUAAACCUCCGGCACCUCCAAACGAUGGCUCGCGACCGUUUGAUACUCCAUCGUCCCAGGCUCCAUCGGGCAAAAAUGUAGGGCCCGCAGAACGAGAGGGCGAGCAGCGAAAAGCUACAAAAAGGAAAGGAAAAGACAACAGCACCAGCAAUGGCAGGAACAAUCAUCCUUCGCCCUUCUUGAACGUGCCCAGCGUCCCGUCAACACACCAUUUAUUACCACAAGAUAUGCACCUUGCAUCGUUCUUCUCACUCCACCGUCCUAUUUCUGUCACCACUACUAUUCCUCCGCCAACCAACGAGGAGGCUUUUAACGCCAUCUUCGAGUCUAAGUCGAUGUCACGAAGAGGAAGAGGAGAUGUAUUGGAUACAUUAUCAUCAGCGGUUCGCUCAAUGGAGAAUGCUACACGUGGCGGAAACUUUACGACACAAGCUUCGUCUUCUAUUGGGAAUGGAGACAUGGAUGUCAUUCAUCUAGAUGGUGUCUCGGAAGAAGACCUUCACAACUCUAUUGGAGAAUUUGCAAAGCGUCUUGCCCCCUUCAACCCACCCGCGGCUCCAGAGCCGUUCAAUGAGGAAGAGGGUCUGGUGGCUAAUUCCGCAGAACAAGAAGCAGAGGACUCUUCUCUCCGCACUUACUCUACCGUCCUCACUAUUCGCGAAUCCGUCCACCCAGAUGGCCACAAGACAUACGAAGCCCAUGUCUCGCCUCUCGUUUCCGAGGAUAUGGAAGCUCCUGGCUCUAUAAAUGCCGACUUCGAAGACCCCAACACCAACAAUCUCGUCCGGAAUUCCUACAUUGAACGCGUAUACAACAACAAAAUGCAAGCUAUCUCAGUACGACGACAGCGGAAAUUGAAGAUGAAGAAACACAAAUUCAAGAAACUGCUAAGGAAAACACGGACACUGCGUCGCAAGCUAGAUAAAGCUUGA
Talaromyces proteolyticus is the source of this 1074-nucleotide messenger RNA. RefSeq lists its product as uncharacterized. Lineage: Eukaryota; Fungi; Ascomycota; Eurotiomycetes; Eurotiales; Trichocomaceae. The coding region runs from base 1 to 1074 and encodes 357 amino acids. Gene Ontology annotation, cellular component: mitochondrion. The transcript is spliced from 2 exons. Gene Ontology annotation, biological process: mRNA processing. The record is from RefSeq and is a predicted model, not a curated record.